AGGUGGUGAAGCCCAAACCUCUCGCAAACAAACCCCCGCUGCCCGCGCGACGCUCGAUUCCGCCGCCGGCUCCCAACGCUCCCGACGCACGAUUCCGCCGCCGCCCGCGCGACAUAGCAGUUCUGCUUUGCCUGCUUGGGGGCAUACAGUUGCGGGUUCGGAUCUACUAAUUUCACUCAAGGUCCUGAUCUGAGUAGAAUUCGAUGGAAUCGGAGGAUCUAGUUGUGCCCACAACUACUUCUGAGCCAGUGGAUGUGCUGACCAAGCCACUCCCGCCCACCAAGCCACCAUACCUUCCAUACAAAGAGGACAAAGAAAAGCGGGACAAGGAGGAGGAACGGGCAGAGAUUGAAGCCGCGGAAGAGAAGUGACACAACAUUAUGCUAUCAGGCAUGGAAGUCCUGAGGAGGACGGGCCAGCUUAUCGAAAUCGUGGACUGCAAGAUUGAUGUGCGACUCUUGGUCAACCGCAAGAGUAACUGUGACGAAAUCAAGUGGGGAAAUGAGCCUGUUGAUAAAGAGAUUGUGCUCGAGAGAGAAAAUGCCCUCUGGAAUGCUGCUAUGGAAUAUCGGAAAGUUCAUAACAUGGCUUCUGAGUAUGAUUUGAUUCCCAGCAAUAUGACCCUAUUUCCUAUAAUGUCAAAGAAGUGCACGUGGUACCAUUGCAAUCUUGUGGGCUGUCAGAAAGAGUUUCCUUCAAAAGGGUUGCAACAAUAUUUCUUUCUUGAGGUCAACAUGACUGGAGGGAAGACAUACAAUGUGACGGCAUGCAUUACACUUGCUGAUGAUGACGUUGACAAUACAUGUAAGGCAUGUCCUUCUCAUAUGGGCAUUUUGCAUCCAUGCAAAGGCGGAUUUGCUUUUGGGUGCAAAAGAAGGCCCAAGUAA
This is a messenger RNA of Lolium perenne, 887 nucleotides long. Lineage: Eukaryota; Viridiplantae; Streptophyta; Magnoliopsida; Poales; Poaceae. The record is from RefSeq and is a predicted model, not a curated record.